This is a messenger RNA of Baudoinia panamericana UAMH 10762, 1449 nucleotides long. Its product is annotated as glycoside hydrolase family 6 protein. The record is from RefSeq and is a predicted model, not a curated record. Gene Ontology annotation, cellular component: extracellular region. Gene Ontology annotation, molecular function: cellulose binding; hydrolase activity, hydrolyzing O-glycosyl compounds. The transcript is spliced from 7 exons. NCBI's taxonomy places the organism in Eukaryota, Fungi, Ascomycota, Dothideomycetes, Mycosphaerellales, Teratosphaeriaceae. Gene Ontology annotation, biological process: cellulose catabolic process. Bases 1 to 1449 code for a protein of 482 amino acids.
AUGGCACCGUCCACGCUAGUUCUGGCGUUGAUGUUCUCUUCUGUUCUUGCUCAAACGCAGUCUCCCUGGGGACAGUGUGGCGGGUCUGGCUACGGCGGCGCAACUAUCUGUACUUCGGCGUACUAUUGCAGCACCCAAGGCCCCUACUACGCCCAAUGCGUUCCCGGCACCGCCACUACCGGUGCCGCUGGCACCACCACGAAGCCUGCUAGCACCUCGACGUCCGCGGCUUCGGCCACCAAGCCCAGCAGUACCCUGGCGACGGUCGUGAGAACGUCCACCCCCAUUCUAGCAACGAGCACAACCAGUGCGAGGAGCACCACAUCUGCGCCGAUUACGACCUCCACGGCAGCAGCUUCUGGCAACCCGUUCGUUGGCAAGCAGAUGUACCCUAACCCCUUUUACUCUUCUGAAGUCGUCAACCUUGCAAUUCCGUCCCUGCCAACGAGCCUCAAAGCUGCUGCUUCUGCCGUGGCUAUUGUUCCCAGCUUCUUCUGGAUGGACACGCGCUCUAAAGUUCCGAUGCAAGUUUUAAUGGGGUCGAUGCUUGAUGAUAUCGCCGCGAAGAACAAGGCCGGCGCAAAUCCACCGUACAUGGGCAUUUUCGUCGUAUACGACCUGCCCGACCGUGACUGCUCAGCUCUCGCUUCGAACGGCGAAUACAGCACUGCCAACAACGGCGUCGCCAACUACAAGGGUUACAUCGAUGACAUUGUUGCUAACCUCAAGAACCAUUCCAGUGUAUCCGUCGCCCUAGUUGUUGAGCCCGACAGCCUAGGCAACCUGGUUACCAAUCUGAAUGUUGCCAAGUGCGCGAAUGCCCAGUCGGCAUACCUUGAGUGCUACAACUAUGCUCUUACCCAUCUCAACCUCCCGAACGUGGCUAUGUACAUUGAUGCUGGCCAUGCAGGUUGGCUGGGCUGGAGUGCCAACCUCCAGCCGGCUGCGGACCUUUUCGCCCAGGUGUACAAAAACGCCAGCUCGCCGGCCGCAGUGCGUGGUCUUGUCACCAAUGUCGCCAACUACAACGCCUGGUCAAUUGCUACUUGCCCGUCUUACACCCAAGGCAACGCCAAUUGCGAUGAGAAACGCUACAUCAAUGCUCUCGCUCCCCUUCUUCAAGCCGAAGGCUUUCCAGCCCAUUUCAUCACUGAUACUGGUCGUGAUGGCGUCCAGCCUACGUCACAGCAGGCAUGGGGCGAUUGGUGCAACGUCAAAGGGGCAGGUUUCGGUGCUCGCCCAGGAACGAACACAGGAGACCCGCUGGAGGAUGCUUUCGUUUGGGUCAAGCCUGGCGGAGAAAGCGACGGUACAAGCAAUUCAUCUUCGACCAGAUACGAUGCACACUGUGGAUACGCUGAUGCUCUAACGCCUGCGCCGGAAGCAGGCUCGUGGUUUCAGGCAUACUUCCAGCAGCUGUUGACGAACGCCAACCCUUCCUUCACCUGA